Messenger RNA from Manduca sexta (tobacco hornworm), 1472 nucleotides. Its product is annotated as integumentary mucin C.1. NCBI's taxonomy places the organism in Eukaryota, Metazoa, Arthropoda, Insecta, Lepidoptera, Sphingidae. The transcript has 7 exons. Bases 162 to 1388 code for a protein of 408 amino acids. The record is from RefSeq and is a predicted model, not a curated record.
ACGACGGGCGCCAACCGCCGUUCGCCAGUACCAGUGGGCACCGUGCAGCCAACACCAACGCGCAACAGCGCAGCCCAAUAUACUGAGCUUCAUUCUUAGUGCCAUUCAUUCGUGCUGUAAAAGUUACAUUUUGCGCCUCUAUUAGAGUCGAAAAAAAUACAAUGAUUUUAUUACAUGUUUUACCGUUGCUGUAUAUUUUAACAAUUGGAUUGAAUUCAACGCAGGGUCAGUCAUUAGUGUGCCCGGCCGUACGUACGAGCAGCGGGUGGCUGGAUUUAUUCCCUUUGCCCUGCAAGAAGCAUUCCGAAUGCCGCCUCAUGAGCAAGGAACAUUUGUGUUGCAAAGGGUUUUGUACAAAGGGUGCCAAGGCUGCAGCUGCGUUACAAAGCACAAACAACCAAUUGAGCCAGAGUAGUAUAGUCGAGCCGAGUAGUACAAGCACAAGCACCUCCACCAGCACAAGCACAAGCACAACUACCACUACAACCACUACAACCACUACCACGACCACGACUACAACUACCCCAAGUACCACCAGUUCGACGACCACGACAACUACGACGCCGCCACCACCACCACCGCCCCCGCCGCAGACAACGGUCGCCGACAUUUCUCUGCCGUUCCUGCAACUGUUACCCAUACAAAGAGCAGAAGCAACUACCCCAGUCGCUGUCACGCAAGUUAAAACUGGCAACAGCAUAACAUCUGACGUAACAUACUCACGUACACGUAAUUUUGGUACUGCUUAUGGGUAUAAUGUGGAUUACUCGAGUGCAGGCAAAACACAGAAAUUGGUGUGUCCCAAACCGGGACAAUCGCCGGUGAUAUUGUUCCCGAUUCCAUGCGAGAAUAACGCGCAAUGCCGCGCAAGCAGUGGACCCGAUCAAGUAUGCUGCGAAAAGCGUUGCGUGAAAGGAGCUCCGGCGCCGCGGCCUACCUCUGCCCCUCGAACACACCAACCUCUUCUGGGCGUCGUACCCCGUGAGUGUCCCUCUGCUCCUCUAGGAGAACUCUUAUUCGAAGUGCAGUCUUGCAAGAGUGACUCGGACUGUUGGCCGCGGAUAUGUUGCCCGGACGGCACGCGAUCCUACUGUCGCACCGCACGGGCCCGUCUCGACCUUGUACCCAUUGCCAACCAAAUCGAUGGACCUGUGCGAAUGCUGGAGCAGUACUUGCAGUGCACGGCGCCUCCACAAUAUGACCUGUUCCCGCAACGUUGCAGCUCCAGUGUAGAUUGCUUCCCAAAUCUAUGUUGUGCUGAAGGAGGCAAGAAACAUUGCCGACCUCCAAAACGGAGUCUACUUUCUUUACUAGCUGGAGUUACACAGAGAGUGGGUUCCACACUUGGCAGCCUGCGACAAUUUCAAGCAAACAGCAACAAUGUGUAGAUCACUUCAAGAUAUUUAGUGUAAUAUUUAUAUGUAUUGUUUUUAUUUUUUUACUUUUGUACAGUACUUUUAUAAAUAAACUUA